Neodiprion virginianus is the source of this 1894-nucleotide messenger RNA. RefSeq lists its product as uncharacterized. The coding region runs from base 600 to 1214 and encodes 204 amino acids. The record is from RefSeq and is a predicted model, not a curated record. NCBI's taxonomy places the organism in Eukaryota, Metazoa, Arthropoda, Insecta, Hymenoptera, Diprionidae. The transcript is spliced from 3 exons.
UAGCUCGAGUGUUAGCACAGCCACUACGGUCAGAAUAGUUCUUUUUUACAAUCAGUAUUACUCGUUCGAAUCAAAGAGGAUGGGACGAAUUAUUGGCCUUAGGAGAUUUCUGAAGAUCAUUUCAGUGAGUUGGUUACUGGAUAUACAGCGUUGCCACGUAUGCAAUUAGUUACCUCUUUGGGUAUCUUACCGGCGUUGUAAAAACUUGAUGAAAAGGGUUUAACGUUAUUCUAAUGAUGUAUUCAUGAUUGUACUUGUUCUAUACUUUUAUCCCAUUAUGUGGUAUCGCUUUGGUAGAUGAGACUCCUAAUUUUUAGAGAAACUGAACAUUUACAUCGCACAGUCUAUCUGUGAAAUUCUCUAUUGCCAACGCAAUCGAUUAGGGAGAACAAUUAGCUGCGCAGAAUCAAUUUCCCACGGCCGACCCACUCGCUGCCAUGUUUCGUCACAAUCGUGAUUAAGGCGGGUAAACUAGGUAUUUUCGGUUUACCUUCUAAAUCGUUCGCAAUUACAAACGUAAAUUUAAAGCUUGAACCGUACAGAACGACGUUUCUGGAGAAUCCUAAGCAGACGUUAUCUGGUUCAAGAAUUAUUCUAAAAUGACUGGGUGUUGUGUGCCUGAAUGUCAUAAUUCGACUAGAAAAAAUUAUUUCAUGAAAGUUCUACCUCGUGAUCCCAUACGACGAACGAAUUGGGUGAAAAAUAUUGGACUCGUUAAUUUGAUGCGAAAAGAGCGCACGUACUUGUGUGAACCAUCUGAUGAUGUACAAAUCUGCAAACAUGAGAACAAUUCCGAAGGCAACAAGUCAGUGUUAAAUACUGUAAACUGGACUAUGUCACUCAUAAUUGAAGUGCAUAGAAACGAUCUGGUAAAUCGUCAAGAUGAAGUAGAAAUCAUAUCAGAAAGUGAUAAAGAUAUUGAGCAACAAAACUUAAUUGAUAAUGAAGCAUUGAAAUUUGAAGAAUAUGGUGAGUCAUUGAAUAAGAGUCAAAGAAAAGAAAAAUUACCACAGACCAAUAAAGUCAUUAUAAAUACAGAUCCUAAGGAAGAGUUGUCUCGAUUGAAGCAACUGGUAUUUAAAAAAACGCACAUGGUUAAUAUUUACAAGAAAAAACUGAAAAGCACUAGGCGUGAUCUUGGAUAUGUUGAUAAUGCACCAAAUGAUAGGUACAAAGCUGCAGUGCAAAGUAUAUUUAACAGUGAUCAAAUCUAAUAUUUAGUAACAACUCAAACAAAAAACACGCAAAUUAAAUGUUGGUCAAAUGUCACGAUUAAGAAUGCCUUAUAAUUAAAAUUCGCUUGUGGAACGAGCGGAUAUCAAGAACUUUUACGACGAGAGUUUCCACUCCCAUCUUUCUGAAACCUGAGAGAAAGGAUGGAAGGCUUCAUUCCCUGACGGAAUAUCAGACCAAAUAUUAGAGAUUUUACAAAGCAGAUUCAGAGAAUUCAGAGUUGAGGUGGACAACCAACGCGACCAAUUAGAUGAAUUGAACAAUAAUGAAUAAAGACGAAUGAUUUGAUUUGUCUACACCAAUAUUCUAAACAUCGUUCUUUUACAUUAUAAGAAAAUAAGUCUGAGAAAUUAUUUUUGUUUAUUUCAAUUGCCUUAAAGAAUAAAUAAAAAAGUAUAUAAUCGUGACACGUUUCUUUAGAUUACCGCAACGUACAGUUUCUUAUUGGAAUAAAACAUGCUUAAUUCGGCAACCUAAAGAAACGGGAUCCAUAAUUCUGUUAAUUGUUCCGUUUCCAUUCUUUUUCAGUUGUUGGCUUAUGUACAGUAAUUUAUGCUAGAAUACAACGCUUAUCCUUUGCGACUUUUCUGCUUUCUUUCGUAAGUACCUCUGGAGUACAGGUAUAAAAAAUAGCAUGAGGCCACUAAUCGCAAUCAUCGAC